This is a messenger RNA of Orbicella faveolata, 1024 nucleotides long. RefSeq names its product protein KIBRA-like. The record is from RefSeq and is a predicted model, not a curated record. Lineage: Eukaryota; Metazoa; Cnidaria; Anthozoa; Scleractinia; Merulinidae.
AACCAGAUUAGGAAAGACUAAACAUGGCAACUUACUUGUCAACACAUGUUCAGUAAUAUUGUGUAAAUUUCAAGAAAUAAAUACGUGUGCAAAUAAAGUUCUUGUUGAUUAGCAUGAAUUUUCAAAAUAAAGAUUUUAUGUUAUUUUUCUAUUUUCUGCUGUUGGUAACCAGGUGAGGAAAGUCUAGACAUGCCAACUCAAAUGUCAGCAGAUGUUCAGUAAUAUUGUGUAACUAUAUGCAGCUUUAGUAAGAGUAAAAUUUAAACAAUGUUAUCAACUCAAGACUAAUCCUAUACACACAUUUGCACAGGUUCAGUUUUGGACAUCAGAGCUGGAGAAAAUGCAGAAACGCCAUGAGGGACAACCAAAGCAUGUAAAACAAGGCAGCUUAAGUUCUUCCUCAUCAAAUUCAACAGUAAGCUCCAUUGCAAGCAAGUAUGAUGUGAAUCAACUCAAGAAGGAGAUAUCUCAAGCCAAGUCCAGGGUUGAAGAACUCAAAACAGAAAUGGAUGUUGUUUCGGGUGAAGUUCAAGCGCAGGAAGAAGGCUACGAAAAACUUAAAAAAGUUGACCGAAAAUUGUCUUCCCAUCGUGGAUGCAAAAAGGAGGAUGUACAAGUUUUAGUAGAGGAGAUACAAAGCAUGCAAAGAACAUUGUUUGUCAAAGAACAAGAGAAAAAUGAUCUGAUACAAGCCUUGCUGAGACUCAAGGAUAAGUUGUCACAACCUGAUUCUUCAAAUGAGGUGCGUAGUGGAGAUUCUCUGAUGCAUGUGGGUAUAAUGUUAGCAUCAAUAGACAAGUGGUCACUGCUAACCUCUUUGGGUUGGCUUACGUUUGGCACAUGACACCUGGGCCUAGUUUUUUGAAGGCUGGAUAAAGCUAUCUACCAGAUAAACUGCUAGCCAGUGGAUAAGUGUUACUAUAUCAAAACAAACCAUGCUUACCCGCUGGAUAGUGAGUUAUCUGGUAGACAGCAUUAUCCUCCUUUCGAGCAAUCCGGGCAUGGGGUUUUGCAAGUUAACUGA